AUGGACAAUACCAACUCCCCUCUUCAUACUGCUUCAGACGGUGGAUUUUCACACCCAUGGGCUCAUGGCUCGGGCCACGUCAACCGGCAAAAGGCCCUCUCUGCAGGCCUUGUUUAUGAUAUUUCAACUGAAGAGUACAUAGCAUUCGUGAAGCAGAAUAAUGGGCAGAGGGACGAGGAGUCACUGCAUGACCCUCCUCCGAAUGUUGUCAUCAAUGAGGCCACCAUUAAAAGUUACCCCGAGUUGCUUUAUUCUGAAGCAAAACUUGAGAAGAAGGAUUCAACUAUCAUGUGUUGCUCGAUAUAA
Messenger RNA from Mangifera indica (mango), 306 nucleotides. Its product is annotated as subtilisin-like protease SBT1.5. The transcript has 2 exons. The record is from RefSeq and is a predicted model, not a curated record. Gene Ontology annotation, molecular function: serine-type endopeptidase activity. Lineage: Eukaryota; Viridiplantae; Streptophyta; Magnoliopsida; Sapindales; Anacardiaceae. Bases 1 to 306 code for a protein of 101 amino acids. Gene Ontology annotation, biological process: proteolysis.